Messenger RNA from Drosophila bipectinata, 930 nucleotides. RefSeq names its product trypsin beta. The record is from RefSeq and is a predicted model, not a curated record. Gene Ontology annotation, molecular function: serine-type endopeptidase activity. Lineage: Eukaryota; Metazoa; Arthropoda; Insecta; Diptera; Drosophilidae. Gene Ontology annotation, biological process: proteolysis.
AUGCUUUGGCGCUGGGAUUAUCUUAUCGUGAGCAUGAUGCUCCUGGCGGAGCUUAGCCACUUUGGCGAGGCGGUGGCCAAUGGAAGACGAAGAAACCAAAGACGCCUCAGCGCCAACGGCCGACAAAUGGUGGCCAACAGAAGGAAUCGACUCCGCACGACAGGAAAGAAAAUCAACGCCGCUAGGAAAGUCAACAAACAGAGGACGAGGACGACCACCAAUGCUCCCAAGGUUCAGUCCAGGAUUGUGGGCGGCACCACUACCUCCAUAUCGACGAGGCCCUAUCUGGUGCAAGUGCGCCGUGGUGAUAAUCUCUGCGGUGGAACCCUCGUCAAAGAUCGCUGGGUCCUCACCGCCGCCCACUGCGUGAAGAGCUACGGUGCCUCCGAGUUCACGGUCCGGGCAGGAACCUCGACUCUGGAUGGCAGCGAUGGAGAGACCCGCUCUGUCACAUCGGUUCAUGUGGCUCCCAAGUUCACCACCAAGAAGAUGAACAUGGACGCGGCCCUGCUGAAGCUGAAUAGUUCCCUGACGGGCACGAAUAUCGGCACCAUCUCGAUGGCCAACUAUGUGCCCAAGGCCGGGGCGAAGGUGCAAGUCGCUGGUUGGGGAGUGACCAAGGAGGGAGGCACCACCGCCUCCAAGACCCUGCAGGCCAUCCAGGUCAAUGUGGUUCGGAGGCGAAAGUGCGUCCUUGAUUACCGCAGCAAGGCCACCAUCACCAAGUACAUGUUCUGCGCCCGCGCCCGGAACAAGGACUCGUGCAGCGGCGACUCUGGUGGUUCAGUGGUCCACAACAAUUCCCUGGUGGGCAUUGUGUCCUUUGGUUACGGCUGCGCUCGCUCCGGUUAUCCCGGCGUCUACACUUCCGUGUCUAUGAUCCGCAAGUGGGCCAACAAUGUUAUGGCCAACAAUUAGGGUUCAUAAUAA